GUGUCCCCUGCAGCGAUCCCGGCCAUCUCCUCCGGCCGAUGCCGGCAUCUGGCUUCCGUGUUCCGUCCCUGUGACCCUGUGACGUCGGGAUGUACGGGCGCCGGAACCGGCGGCAAAUUUGAAAUUUUUAAAAAAAAUGUCUUUUUUUUUUUAAUUGCUGUUUCAAUGCAUUUCACAUACAUUUUUCGUCCCUACUGCUUUGUCCUGUGCCCUGCCUGCAUUUUGACUGUUCUUUCUGCCUGGAAACUUAGAAAAGUCCAUGGCGUCCAAAAAGCGUCCCUUUACAUCAAAAGCGGUUUUAGACUAGCUAGAGAACAGCGAUAGUAAAACAGAACCACUUGCAGAAUUGA
This is a messenger RNA of Staurois parvus, 350 nucleotides long. The record is from the annotation of a GenBank genome assembly. Lineage: Eukaryota; Metazoa; Chordata; Amphibia; Anura; Ranidae.